AUGUUGUCGCUGCGACGAAUGUUGCGGCAAUGGAAAGCUGUGUUAGUCUGGUUGUUGCUGACCUCCCGGGCGUCGCAAUGCGCACCGCAGUUUUGCAUGCCGCGGGCUGGCAGCUGCCUGGGUCAGUUGGUCGAGUUCAAACAAAGUUUCGAGAUGCCCUUUGACAUUGACAGGAUUGAUUUUCCUGUGCCCGUGAUGGUGGACGACUGGGAUGGAGACGGGGCAGAUGACUUGCUGAUCACGAAUCGGACACACACUUGGUAUUUCCAUGGUACUGCAGACCAGAAAUUGGUUCCGGUAGAGGAGACCAAAAACCCUUUUCGUGACAUACAAGAAUUUUACGCGGGGCGUUUCUUCUGCGUGCAUGCCCUCGAUUGGGAUCGCGAUUCCAAUCUGGAUCUUGCUGUUUCUUCUGCCCAUGGCACGCACCUUUUCGUGGACUUCUGGCGGCGUGAGCAAGACAGCUCAUUAAGCUUAAAUUAUAGCAUCCCAAUGGCCGAUCUUCUUUCAUUUACUCUUUCCUUCAAAUGCGCUGCCAUGCAGCUUGUGGAUUGGGACGCCGACGGCGAUCUCGACCUGCUUGUCUCGACGGAGGCAGGCAUGUAUUUCAUAGAGGCAGCCGGCUAUCUUGACUAUAAGCCCUACAACAAGUUGACGGAUCCUUUCCAUGGGCUGUUAAGCAUCGUAUUGAAGCUUCAAGCUGUGGACUGGGAUGGAGACGGCGAUCUGGAUAUGCUUGCCACCGACAACUUUGGUGCUGUGCACCUCUUCGAACAUUUGGACAGCGGUCGCCCAAAGGAGCUGGACGAGCAUCCCUUGACCUGGGGUGAGCUCAAUAUGAAGCACCUCGUUGAUUUCGACAAGGACGGUUUGCUUGAUGUUCUUCUGUUGGAAGGUAGUAACGACCAUUCUCACAACUCCAUUCAAGUUUGGAGACAAGAAAAGAUUGAUGAGCUGCGGCCACACCUUCGAGACACAAGUCCUUUUCAGUCAAAUCUUGUCAGUGUUGACGCUACUUCAACUUUACAAGUGCUCGACUGGGAUGGCGACACCCGCUGGGAUCUUCUGUCCGCAGGGCUUUUCGACAGCCCCAUAAUUUUAAAGCUUUGGCACCAGACAAGCGCAGGCUCCUUCACGCCCAAGGUCUUGUGCAGAGUUUCUUCAGACAAUGGUUUGUUUGCAUUUCAAGGUUGGGACUGGGACGAAGAUGGCGUCCCAGACGUCCUCAUUUGGACCUCGCUGGGCAUGAAGUUGUUUGUUGACUUCAGUGAAGACGAAUCAUGUGUCAUGAGGAACACGUCGCUUGGACCUCCAGCUUCGGCUUCUCGCUAUUUCUGCCAGGCCAUGGAUGCUGACAGUGAUGGGGACGUCGAUUUUUAUUGUGUGGAGCAAGAUCUCACCGGCGCAGUCGAACAGGCCAAUCCUCAUCUGGUGUUUUUUCGGAACGAAAGUGGACAGCUUACAACGGCCGUCCGGACCCCAGUUUGCCAAGGUGGUGGUGUUAUUAACUUGCAGCUGGUCAAUGAUACUGCAGCAGCCGGUGCUGGCAACGUGACGCUAGCGCUGCACUGCAUGCAGACCGCUUUGUCCGUACUUCGGGCAACGGGUCCUCCGGAGAGUGUUGCUCAUAAUUUGCAGAAGCUGCCGGAGUUUUCCAAUGUCCUCACUACUUUUGUUGAUUGGGACCGCGAUGGUGAAAUGGAGGCCAUCGGUCAUGAAAUGGCGGCCCGUUACUCUGCCCCGCUGCGGUAUUACUCUGCAGGCCAUUGUGUCAGCGCUCCCCGUUGUCAUGGGGGGACUUGCAGCCUAGAUGGCAACUGUAACUGUCCGAGCGGCAAGCGCUUGCCUGAUUGUUCCGCAUGUGAGCGCAACUAUGCUUCUGGGAAGGAGGGAACAUGCCUGCCUUGCCCAGGCGUCGGGCGAGACACGCAUGGAGCCUGCGCCGGGCGCGGGACGUGUCGUGAUGACAUCUUUGCGGCCGACGAGGCAAAGAAGGCACAUGCCUCCAACAUGUCGGUGCUCCUGGCACGGGGUCCGGGCAACUGCAAGUGCAGCGAUCACUUCAACGGCACCAGCUGCGAUGAAGGUCAGUGCCCAGCCGGGAAUGAGCUCGUCAGGAACAAGGCUCAGCCAGAUUCUUGCCAACCCUGCCAGCCGGGCUACUUCAAAGCCAAGCCUGGAAACCGUGCCUGCCAACCACCUGUCCUGUUCGUGGCCAUCCUCACCCUUAGUCUUGUGAUUGCUUCUGUGCUUGCUGGCGGGCUCCUGCCUGUCAUGCUCGGCAACAGGAUCCCCAUCCAGGAGAUCUCCAACACAGGCCAUGGCGUGCGUGUCACCACUGUGCGAGGGCAUUGGGUCCGCCCGCGUCUGGCUGCUACCAAGGUGUACUUUGAGGGCACUGGUGUCCAUACGCUGGACACGAAGCCUGGAAACGGACCAUGCCACACAGUCCGGACUGUAGAUCGCUACACUUUGCAACUCCACGGCAAGGACGGCAGCGCCUGGGAGGGUGUGGCGGAGACGUCCUGCGGCUGGCUAUGGCUUCCUUGGCAAGAGGCGCUCCUCGCGACCGGCUUCUGGUGUGCACCAACAGUAACCUUAGUGGGCGUGCUGCUGUCGAUCGCUUUCGUUGUCCUGACGAUGACGCAUGUGUACUACCUUCACAUCGCCUGGCUCCCGGCGCUCGCCGGCGGCCUUCUCUGCUUCCUGCUGGUUGCGUCCUACAGGGGCCCGCUGGCCGCCAAGCGCACGGCUCUGCGCAAGGCCCAGAGCGCGUUCCUCCGACAGCUGCGGCUCGGCCAGCCGAAGCCGGUGCCCAGGGAGCGCGGCCCCAGCCGGGCCAUCACCCUCGGCCAGCUGUGCGAGCUCCACCAGGCUUUCCAAGGCUUCAUCCAAGAUCGGAGCAUGCAUUACGUCUGCCACAAUCUCGUGAAGCCACUCACCAGAGAGGCCCGGCUUUCCUACGCGGAGGUGGCCGGGCCGCAUGAGGUGGAGUACUUCGUGAGCCACUAUUGGGGCACGCCCUUCCGGGACUUCGUCAGCAGCGUUUGGAAGCACUCGGAGGCCGUCGUGCACGUCGACGGGCAGCUGGGCCUUGAAAUCACGAGGACGAGGUACUGGAUCUGCACCGUCAGCAACAAUCAGUGGGAAGUGGAAUGCGAGCUGGGCGGUGGUGGCACAGCCGGCUGGGAGGAAUCUUCCUUCUACAUGGCGCUGCGGGCAUCCGGCACCAAGGGAACGGCCAUGAUCCUGGAUGAGGAGGCGACACCCCUCAAGCGCUCCUGGUGCCUCUUCGAGCUCUUCCAGACUUUCCAGCUGAGUGAGCAAGAUGCAAGCUUCAAGUUCCUUUUCUGCACGCCGUCGGGCGUGCUGAACUACGGCAACUGCAGCGUGGACGCGGCCAUCGCCAUCUCCGAGCGGCUGGUCACGCUCCGCCUCGAGGAUGCCGAAGCCAGCUACGCGUCGGACAAGGACAUGAUCGACCAGCUCAUCUCGCAGGAAGAGGGCGGCUUCGACGCCGUGAACUUCUCGCUGAAGCUGCGCAUCUCCGAAGUCCUCCGGGCCACGGAGCGGCACCUCGGGGGAGAGCUCGGGAGGCUGAAUCGCAGCUUGGAGGCGACCAUGCAAGGCUACAUGACCCAGCGCGCCGCGCAGGAGCAGGCUCGCGGGCCACCUGCGCAGGCCCUGCAGGAGUGGGUUAUCGUGAAGUUUCGAUGUGACAUGGACGCCUGCCGUGGGGGCACCGUGAGCUUGCAAGGCCCGGCGGAGGAGCUUCUUCAGGAGUGCUACGCGGGCAGCGAAGCUUUUCGACGGGCACCGCAGUACGUCUCCGGCUGCUUCGAGGAUCCUCCCGAGGAUGCUAGGUUCAUCCUCCUGCAGCAGGUUCCGGCCGACUUUGUACUCAUGGACGACAGCGCCGAGGCCUUUGUGAAAGCCGACAAGGAUUCGCAACAUGGCUUGCUGCGCCAGCUGCUGCGAGCCAUCCGCAGAUUUCUGGAUCCGGUGGAGGGAAAAGCUCUCAUCCACAACGACCUGACAUCAGCCAACAUCAUGUGGAAUCCAGGAUCUCUGCAGCUGACCAUCAUUGACUUCAGCCAGGCGGAAAUGUGCACGCAGAUCACGCGGCGUUCUCCUGGCUGCCAGGCGAAGCUGCUGCUUAAGGAUGUGACAAAGGAGCUGGUCUACUGGGCCCUGCGCAGUGACUUCCAUGGCCAGCCGCGGGCAAAGACCUGCUCCAGGAGGGCUGAGAAGAUAAACUUCGAGAAGCGUGCGUCCGCGACUGCGCCACAGACCUUCGUGGAAAAGAAGCUAGGCGAUUGUGCUGAGCUUGUCAGUACCUGGACUUGGUCCCUGCUGUCCUGGGUGGGGGCUCUUGACGGCGAGCUGAUGCAGCGACUUUCUGGAGCUCCUGCUGUGUCCAUCGCGGCUCUCUUCAACGACUCGCCAACUGAAGGAGUUCCAGCGCCACCUUAUGGCCUGGCUGCUCUGGAGGCCCUGGCGUCCUGA
This is a messenger RNA of Symbiodinium natans, 4506 nucleotides long. The record is from the annotation of a GenBank genome assembly. Lineage: Eukaryota; Dinophyceae; Suessiales; Symbiodiniaceae.